AUGGUUUUUGCAAGCAAGAUGCCGUCGCUGAGAAUAGACCAGAGUGAUCUGAAGUGUAAGAACGGAUGCAACUUCUUUGGUAAUCCCCAGUGGCAAGGGUAUUGUUCAAAAUGUCACAGAGAACAACUUCAGAGACAGCGAUGGGCAGAGAAAGGCUUAACCGCGACCCUACCGAAGCCGGUGCAGAAGAAAAUGGAGCGAUCAUUGAAAUUGUCCUCACACUCGUCUUUCUCAAAGUUUGAAGAGAAACGUCUUAGGCAAAGUGAGACGCUCAAGAAUAAGACAAACCUAUUGAAAUUCAGCGUUUUCAGCAAGAGUAAGAGCAGUGAAAUCCAAGAUCAAACUCCGGAGAGGAAGCCACCGGAGUUUAAAGUCCCAGCGACCGUGUACGAGAUGAUGAAGAAGGAUUGGGCUGAAAACUUUUCAAAUCUGCCGGUUCAAGUUGAUAGGGAGUGUAGAGUGUUUGUGCAUCGCUUCAUAUGGGAUGUGAUUAAUUCUUCUUACGUGAUGAACGUGGAUGAACUAUCAGAAAGGGUCCAAAGAUAUUAUCAGCAAUUCAUCAAGUAUACGGACAACUCCCCCCACUUGGUGAGCGCGGAGCCCGAAUUGAAGGAGAGGCUCAUAGACUUCGUGGAGAAGCACGCCAUGACCUACUUACACGAUCUUCCAGGUGUAGUGUUCUCUCCUCACGGUACCGAGGACGAGCGCCUGGACCGCGCCAUGUCAGAACGAAUCCAGCAGUUGAGCUGGGUUGGGGAGAAACACCUGGAAUGCAAGCUAGACCACUCCAAUGAAUGCAGCCAGCUCUUGUACAAAGCUAUCAGCGAACUGCUGGCUAUGGAUGGAGCUCCUUUUGGUGGUGGUAAGUUGGCUCAUGUACGGCGAGCGUGUCUCCACGUGCUUGAACUCUGUGGGGCGCCUGCAUCAGCUGACGAUCUGCUGCCAAAACUUAUAUUCACUGUGUUAAAGGCGAACCCACCUCGUCUUGUGAGCAACAUCAACUUCGUGACCCGCUUCUGUAACGCGCAGAGGUUAAUGACCGGCGAGGCUGGCUACUACUUCACGAAUUUGUGCUGCGCGGUAUCCUUCAUAGAGAACUUGACGGCGGAGUCUUUAAGUAUGGAUAAGAAGGAAUUUGAUUGCUACAUGGCGAUGCCUGCCUCCAUUGGUGGUAGCACUUGGGCAGCAGCAUUAUCUUUGUGUGGAGCUGUGAAAGAAGCUGAGGAACAACGACAACACGCUGAGAAACUGAUGGAGGAAAUAAAAAAGUUACAAGAUGACGCCGAACAACUCGCGAAUAACGCUGAAACAUUUGAGAAAGAAAUCGCUAAGAAGGUACAAGAUGUGUUAGCGAAAACUCCGCUGGAAAUAAAACCUCGUAGAGAGCUUCCCCGACUUCGGGUCCUACGCAAUUCUACAGGACCACUCAUCGACCUAGAAACAUCGAAAACAGUUCCAGAAGAAGACAAACAGAAAAUACCACAGAUCAACAUACCAGACAAACCGCAAGACAAAAUAGAUUUGCAAUUCGAAACUUUGAAUACUAGAACAGAAAACAUUCUAAGUUUCGACAUGGACAAAUCACCUCCAAAAUCCCCUCAGAACCAGCCGUGGGAAUCAAAACAAACUGGAUCCUUUGAACUCCUCACGCCAUCACCGAUCAGUUUCCCACUCUUCGACUCGAGGUCCAUUGAUGAGAGGAUGGAUGAAUUGAUGACGCCAGAGGAAUUUGGUCCAGAUAAUCUCAGUCUUGGCUUGAGUAAUAUAAACUAUGACAUAGACUUAUCCGAUCUCAGCGGUGACAACAGUUACGCUGAAGACACGCCCAAGGAACCCAAAGACCCAUUCAGUCCUGAUGGAAUAAAAAAGGAGCCGUUAUUCGACCCGUUCGCUCCACAAACUAGUAAUUACGCCAUACUCGAGAAGUUUGAUGAGUUUACAUUAGUGGACACCAAAAAUAAAGACGCUUCGGAUUCGUUCGAAGUGGUUCAUAGAACGAAUGAUUUUCAGACGAACGCAGAACGAUCGGAUCCAUUCGGUCCUGUACAAGCUGAAGCGACUUCAAUAUUGGAUGAAAAUAAUUCACCUUCAGGUGCCUGUCUGCUACCAUCACCACUGUUGCCUCAGAGCAGCAAGAAAACUUGA
Messenger RNA from Danaus chrysippus (African queen), 2145 nucleotides. Lineage: Eukaryota; Metazoa; Arthropoda; Insecta; Lepidoptera; Nymphalidae. The record is from the annotation of a GenBank genome assembly.